UUAGAAUAAAUAAUAAGAAGUCUUGCAUACCAAUUGGACAGACAGAAAAGUUUGUAUGCUCAACCUAUGAGUGCAAACAAUCACUAAAUUUCAUGGAAAUGGUAUUAACAUCGUAUGGCUGCAAGGACAAAAAUGGUGAUUGCGUUUACGAGUCAGGCAUAGUAAAUACUACGGCAUGUACACAGCAUACUUGUACAAGGACAGGAUGGCAGUUAAACUCAUAUGCAUGUUCAUACAACAACGAAUGCAUUCUAGAAGGCAACAGUGUAUAUAAUAAAACAGACUGUGUUAGACGAGUAUGUACAUUGACCAGAAAUAAGUCCGGCAAAAACAGACGUGUUGUUAUGGAAAUGAAAAUAGCUUACACAGGCUGUCCAUUUAAUGGUACUUGUAAAGGAGACAAAGAAAAAUGGACCGACGAAAAGUGCGUUGAGAGAAUUUGCAAAAUAACAAAACGGAGUAAUGGAUCAUACUAUCGGAAGAAUGAUAUUGUAAAACCAAAUUGUAAAGAUGCCGACGGCUAUUGUGUACCGAUUGGACAGAAGCUGAGUGCAAAUGUGGAUGGAACAAGAUACGAUGAUUGUAAGUGCUCGAGGAAAGGCAGGAAUGGAAACCAAGUCACGUGUAGCAAAACGGUUAUCAAGGGCAAUUCAAUCACACAUACUUAAGUCCUUAAAUUGUUGUUUUUAGAUAAUAAACAUUAAAUAUGGGUA
Mytilus trossulus (common blue mussel) is the source of this 713-nucleotide messenger RNA. RefSeq lists its product as uncharacterized. Lineage: Eukaryota; Metazoa; Mollusca; Bivalvia; Mytilida; Mytilidae. The transcript has 5 exons. The record is from RefSeq and is a predicted model, not a curated record. Bases 93 to 668 code for a protein of 191 amino acids.